AUGAUCUGUAACCUUGAUAGUUCACCUUCCCGAAUGACACUCGGGUCUAAACCUGAACAGAAGAGGGAAGCCUUAACGUCUUGUUUGAAAUGUCCACCACUACCUGAUCCCCCUGGUCACGUUGCCCCGAAGGAGUCCAAGAAGUGUGAGAAAGCCACCAGUAAUGUGGUUCUUGUUUCCCUAAAGACAUUGGAUGAUCCUCAGGCCACGGCCACAGGGGACCCUGUAAAAUGUGACUGUCAUGCCGUUCUCUCCUCAAUCUCAAACACGGUACAAGAUGACGAAAACCUCAAAUGGAAUUGUGAAUUUUGCCAAAAAGAGAAUAUUAUACCAAACACCAAGAAAGAGGAGGUUCCAACCGAGUCUGUAAUAGACUACAUCAUGUCCCCACCGGCCCCUUCCGACACCAAGGUGGGGCAGCAGGCAGGAACAGCAGGAGAACAGGAAAAACUUCAAAUGGGGAAAGGUUACACCAUCUAUUGUAUUGACAUUAGUCGAUCCAUGAGUUCUGCAGCUGAACUUCCAGAAUUACAAGGAUGA
This is a messenger RNA of Pecten maximus, 540 nucleotides long. Its product is annotated as circularly permutated Ras protein 1-like. Gene Ontology annotation, biological process: intracellular protein transport; endoplasmic reticulum to Golgi vesicle-mediated transport. Gene Ontology annotation, cellular component: COPII vesicle coat. The record is from RefSeq and is a predicted model, not a curated record. The coding region runs from base 1 to 540 and encodes 179 amino acids. NCBI's taxonomy places the organism in Eukaryota, Metazoa, Mollusca, Bivalvia, Pectinida, Pectinidae. Gene Ontology annotation, molecular function: zinc ion binding. The transcript has 4 exons.